Messenger RNA from Drosophila persimilis, 1252 nucleotides. RefSeq names its product arginine kinase. Gene Ontology annotation, molecular function: creatine kinase activity. The record is from RefSeq and is a predicted model, not a curated record. Gene Ontology annotation, biological process: phosphocreatine biosynthetic process. The transcript has a single exon. Lineage: Eukaryota; Metazoa; Arthropoda; Insecta; Diptera; Drosophilidae. Bases 25 to 1179 code for a protein of 384 amino acids.
AAAAUUCCAGUUAAAUUUAAAAUAAUGCUGCGACUACGACCAUUUCGCCUAGAGACAUUUAAAGUUUUUUGCCGACAUGCGAGCAAGACAGGGGGAGGCAAGCCUGUAGACUCGAAUGCAUUGGCGCAGCUGGAAGAGGGCUACAAGAAACUGGUUGCCUCCAAUUCCAAAUCGUUGCUGAAAAAGCACCUUAAAAAAGAUAUCUUUGACAACUUGAAAAAGAAGACAACACCAUCCUUCAAUUCUUCGCUGCUGGACUGCAUUCAAUCUGGGCUGUGCAACCACGACUCAGGCGUGGGAAUCUACGCCCCCGACGCAGAGGCGUACAAAACGUUCGCCGAUCUGUUCGAUCCCAUCAUUGAGGACUACCAUGGUGGCUUCAAGAAAACGGACAAGCACCCCGAGUCCUGCUUCGGACAGGGCAAGGAUUUCGCUAAUCUUGAUCCCAACAACAAGUACAUUGUGUCCACGCGUGUCCGAUGCGGACGUUCUGUGAAAAACUUCCCCUUCAAUCCCUGCCUGAGCGAGUUUGAGUAUGCGGAGCUGGAGUGCAUGAUAUCCGGUGCUUUGAAUACGAUGAGCGGUCAAUAUAAAGGUGGCUACCUACCGCUCUGCGGUAUGGAGAAAUCCGUACAGCAGAAACUGAUCGACGAGCACUUCCUGUUCAAGGAGGGCGACCGGUUCCUGGAGACGGCUGGUGCCUCGCGCUUUUGGCCCAUCGGACGAGGCAUUUACUUCAACGAGGCGCGCAAUUUCCUAGUAUGGGUUAACGAAGAGGACCACAUCCGCAUCAUCUCCAUGGAGAAGGGCGGGGAUUUGGGCAAGGUGUACGAUCGCAUGCUCGGCGGCGUCGAGGCCCUGGGCAAGUAUCUGCAGUUCAGCCGCGACCAGCGUCUUGGCUAUCUAACCUUCUGCCCUACAAAUCUGGGCACAACAAUCCGCGCGUCCGUUCACAUCAAGCUGCCCAAUCUGACGGCGAAUCCAGAGGAGAUGCAAAAGCUGGCCACCAAAUACAAUCUGCAGGUGCGAGGCACUAGCGGCGAGCACACCGAGGCCAAGGGCGGGGUCCACGAUAUCUCCAAUAAACGACGGAUGGGUCUCACCGAGUACGAGGCCGUCAAAGAGAUGUACGAUGGCAUUCGCGCCCUGAUCGAUGCCGAGAACAAGGUGUGCAAGUAGUAGCAGCCUACAGUCUACAUCUUCGAUUAGAAUUUGGAUACUGUAAAUAAAUGCAUUUAAAAUGCCAAGAAUA